GAUGCAACGCAAGUACAACCAGUUCGCAAAUAUUACUAUUACUAUUACUAUUAUUAUUAUUAUUCUUUUCGGUCAGCUCUUCGCACGCGCGCGCGAGUGUGUGCAUGUUGUUUGUGUGCAGUGCGCGCUCGAUCGCGUAUGUGUCUAUAUAUUGUGUGUACCCAUUAAUAGUCGUAGAUAGUAAUAGGUACGUCGUGGUCGAUAAUAUUACCUAUCUCAAAUUUUAAUAAGCGAUAUUAUUAAAUGCUUUAUUUUAUUAUUAGUUGUCGUUUUUACAAGUGCCCACAGUGCGUCUCCUGGUAAGGAUUUCUGUUUUCGGUAUACUCACACCGUGUGCGUUCCGUCCGCCCAGCGAUUUUCGUAUUUCUUUUUUUAUUUUAUUUUUUAUUUCAUUUUUUAACCGCUGGCCAAUUAUCGAAAACCGCGGCGGUGGUUGCGGUGGCCCACGAUUUUCGGUGACAACCUUAGUCGUACGACCAACCGACGCGUGUCGUAAAGCGUACCUUCGACCGACAGACAGACAGACCGACCGACCACCACCACGGCGGCGGCAGUCGCGUGUCCCCGUGCCAUGACCUGCCAGUUUCCGGUCCGGCCUCAACUACUACCGUUGCAGGGUAUAGAACUAUAGAAGAAUAAUCAAAUUUAAAGCGCCGACGUCUCAAUAUAUUAUCAUUCAUAUCAAAUCAACCCACGAAGUUCUGUGAUGUUCUAAAUUCAAUGUCGCCAAAUUUCCGCACUGGCGGGACAGUGUCGACCGAAGCCCACCGCGUGAUGGGCGACUUGCAGCAUUUCUGUCUGCGCUGGAACAACUACCAGAACAGCAUCACCACAGCGUUCGAAAAUCUGAGGGACGACGAGGACUUCAUCGACGUGACGCUGGCAUGUGACGGUAAGAGCCUAAAGGCUCACCGGGUAGUGCUGUCUGCGUGCAGCCCAUAUUUCCGGGAACUGUUGAAAAGUACGCCGUGCAAACACCCCGUGAUCGUGUUGCAAGAUGUCGUGUUCGACGACUUGCAAGCACUGGUUGAGUUCAUCUACCAUGGGGAGGUAAACGUUCACCAGAGGAACCUAAGCUCGUUCCUAAAGACCGCUGAAGUACUGAGGGUAAGCGGACUCACACAACCGUCCGAUUCCACUACCGCCAAUGACCAUUCUGCGAGGCAGUCUUCCGAGACACCGCCCGCGGAAAAUUCGUUCCUGCAGUCGUUCGCUGCACAAGCGUCCGAAGGCAGAGUGUCGCCACAUGUCAGACAGAGGAAAGGUAUUCCGCAACAAUCGCCAUCGUCUAUACCUUCGCCACCGUCAAAGGAAAACUCUCCGAUACCGUUGAAACGCAACAAGACUUCGUCAAACCCGUCUUCAGGUGGCGGUGGAGGCAUGGACCUGUCCGAGAGGACAUCUCAACACAGUCCCAGCUCGGCAGGAAGUCGGCCCAACUGCAACGACGACGACGACGCGGGCGAACGUUCGGACGGCGGCGGUGGACCCGUCGUCGGGAGCAACGGCCACAGCAACGGACACCAAUCGCACAACCACCAUCUGCACCAACACAACCAGCACCACGACGAACCUCCGAUGGACUAUUCGCGGACGCACCAACAACACCAGCAGCAACAGCCGGCGGCUAACGCCCUGCAACACCUGCAGGACACGGCACAGAACCUGAUGAUAUCCCGUCGGUCGCCCGCCGAAGUCAAAACCGAGCCGAUGGACACCGCGACCGCGACCGCCGUCAACAGUAACAGCGCGUACGCGGACGACAGCAACGACUCGGCGCCCGACUUCACGGGCGUCAACCCGGCCAUCGGCAUGUCCGAACCAGACGACACGUCAUACCAGAGCCACCACUCGUACCUGGACAGCAAGUUUUUCGCGGCCGCUGGUGCCUCGUUCAACUUCAGCAUGGCCGCCGCCAUGGCCGCCGACUCAUUAGCUGGUCUCAACAAUCACAACCAUACCAACGUGAUGGAGGCUCUAGGAGGCUCCAGUUCUCAAGACUGGUCAGAGGCUGGUGGCGGAGGAGUCAGCGGCGGGGGCGCGGAGACGCUGUCCUGUUUCGUAUGCGGCAAGCGCCUGAGCACCAGGUUGACGUUGAAGCGGCACAUCGAACAGCAGCACAACCAGCCUCUGCACUCGGCCGUCUGCAACGUGUGCAACAAAGUGUUCCGCACGCUCAACAGUCUCAACAACCACAAGAGCAUUUAUCACCGGAAGCCAAAAGCGUACAAAUCGGCGGGCGGGGGCGGUAAUGCGGGGGCGGCGGCGGCGGCGGCGGUAGCGGCUUCGACGGUGGCCACGACCGCCCCGACGACGACGACGACUACUUCCGCGGCGGCGGUCACGUCGUCGUCCGCGUCGCCCGAUGGUAACGGUGGCGCGUCCGGAUGCACUAAUGCCGCCGCCGCCUCCGCCGAUGCCGCCGCUUCGUCCGUGAAAAACUUACCGCCGCUGACCAUGUGGUACAACAAUAACAUAAACAACAACAACAACAACAACAACAACAACUGACACAAGUUGCAGCGGAGCGCCUGAAUGGGCUCCGACGUCGUUUACGUCGUCCGAACGACGAGACGGCGGAAGAAGAAGAGAACGACGCCGACGACGGCCGGACAGAGGGAUGACGGUCGGAUAUAGUGACGACGACAGUAUUUACAAACGACGUGAACGAGAAUGAACGAUAAUUAUAACGAUAUAUCACGAUUUAUGACGCCCCGUGUAGCCGACGACUGUAAAGUGCAAUAAGAAUAUUUUAUGUGUUAUUAUUAUAAUAUAACGUUUAUAUAUUAACAAGUAGAAAUCGUUUCGAUUUUAAUAUUGUAAGUUUUGUAGGUUUCGUGUUUUGUAUUCAAUUUUUUUUUUCGUUUUCCGACGUGACUGUGAAAAAAUUUUAUCAUAAAAAGAUACCCAUCGACGAAUUAUAUCGGAAACAUUAUUUGUCUGUUUUUUUUUCUCGUGUUUGUUUAGGUAUUAUUAUUAUUAUUAUUAUUAUUAUAUUAAUAUUAUUAUUAUUUUAUUAAACGAACGGUGGUUCGCCAUAUAGGAUUAGUGUUGUAUGCAUAUAGGUGUAUAAUAUUAUAUAAUAUUGUGUAGAUACAUUGAGUAUAUAUUUUUUCUUUACGACGUUAGACUGUGUUCGUACAAGGUUUAGUGAAACGAAUGAAAAAUAAAAAUAAUACGAUCGUAUUUUAAUAUAUAAAUUUAUAUAUAUAUAUAUAUAAUAUAGUAUUAUACGCGCACGCAUUAUUAUAUUAUAUUAUCGUUUAUUUUAGAAUGUAUAAUAUAAUACGAUAUAAAUACGAAUGUGUAUCAUUUGCUGUAAAUUAAACAAUGAUAACAAUUAAAAGAAAAAAAUCUAAGUUAUAA
This is a messenger RNA of Rhopalosiphum padi (bird cherry-oat aphid), 3366 nucleotides long. RefSeq names its product broad-complex core protein isoforms 1/2/3/4/5-like. Gene Ontology annotation, molecular function: protein binding. Gene Ontology annotation, cellular component: nucleus. Bases 721 to 2511 code for a protein of 596 amino acids. The transcript is spliced from 8 exons. Gene Ontology annotation, biological process: regulation of transcription by RNA polymerase II. The record is from RefSeq and is a predicted model, not a curated record. NCBI's taxonomy places the organism in Eukaryota, Metazoa, Arthropoda, Insecta, Hemiptera, Aphididae.